AUGGCGAUAGAGCGCGCCCGCGAGCGGCGGCGAUGGACGAGCUGAGCCCGAGAGAACGGGAGCUGCUGAAGAUCCGGCGGGACAGCGACACCAAGGCGGCGCAGCUGCACAAGAUGGAGAAGCUCAUGCGGCAGACCAAAGACCUGAUGGACAAGCGCGGCGAGCCCGACAAGGUCCAAGAGAACAUGGUGGAGGACCUGGAGGAGAAGGUGCGCUCCAGCCGGCGCCACCGACGGAAUUCCCUGCACCAAUCGCAGAUGCUGGAGAGUCAAAUGAAGACGGUGAAGGGCGAGCUGGAGGGAACGCUGGACCAUCUCCAGGAGUUGCGCAACGUCCUGCGCCGUUCGCAGCAGAAGGCCGAGGAGCGCAAGGCCGCCAUGGAGAAGCUGGCCGCCGGACUCAGGUGAAGGCCACCCGCCACCCGCCACCCGCCACCCGCGACCC
This is a messenger RNA of Hippocampus zosterae (dwarf seahorse), 444 nucleotides long. RefSeq lists its product as uncharacterized. Lineage: Eukaryota; Metazoa; Chordata; Actinopteri; Syngnathiformes; Syngnathidae. The transcript is spliced from 2 exons. Bases 33 to 407 code for a protein of 124 amino acids. The record is from RefSeq and is a predicted model, not a curated record.